AUGGCGAAAGCUGCCAACCGUUCGCGGCCCUCCGCCGCUUCAACCUUCAAGCCUGCAAAGAGCUACACAUCAAAACCAUCUAGGACAAGAGAAUGGUCCGCCACACGCAGAGCUGCCGAGGAGUCGCUUUCGAUACAGAUCCAGUACACCUUCAAUGGUCUCAUCGCCCUGCUUGUGAUGCACACCCUCUCUUCUCCCUCUUCCCUCUCUCUCGCCCACCUCUCCUCGCACUUGCAUCUGCCGCACUCGCUCCACUCCAUCAUCCCAUCCUGGCUCAGGCUGCCAUCGCUCGCCCAAUUCGCUUCCGAUCUGCCCAACGCAUCCGAGCGAGGCGGUCAUCAAGAUUGGUCCGGUCUCGCUUCCCAUCUAGUCGGCGAAGCCAGCAUCGGUCCCUUCCGCAGCGACGCGCGCGGUUUCGGUCAUCCGCUGACGGCGCUUCACAACUUUACACGCGCCGCACUCGGCCUCUCAUACCCAGUACCCGACCACAACACCUCGCCCAUCGCUGCCUUCAAGUACCAAGCACACCGUCUUGCUGGUGAUCACUCCGUUCACGUCUCUGCUCCUUGGGCGCUUCUCGCUGGCGUCCCUGGCUACCUCUACGAACGCGGUCUCAAGGAUGCUCUCUUUGUUGGCACGCUCGUGCUUCUUUUCACGCUCGCACGCGCUCUGCUCAUGAAGUUCGUCCUCCUCCCAUUGGGUGAGGUGGCGGUUCCUCACGUCAAGAAGCCACGCAAAUCCGAACGUCAAUCGUCCGACGCACUCAACGAACGAGCCAAAGCGCUCCGAACCCGCGAAAAGGAGGUUCUCCGAUUCGCAGAGCAGGGUUUUAGUCUCAUCUACUACACUUGCUCCUGGAGUCUUGGCCUCUACAUCGCCUCUCGCGAGUCGUACUGGCCCUUGAAUACGGUCGAAUACUGGACCAACUACCCUCAGUUCCGCCUCGACCCUCUCUUCAAGUUUUACUAUCUCGCCUCGUGCGCCUUCUACAUCCAGCAGCUCUUUGUGCUGCAUGUCGAAGCGCGUCGCUCCGAUCACUGGCAGAUGUUCUCGCACCACGUCAUCACCAUCGCUCUCAUCGCCGGUUCGUACGUGUGCAGCUACCACCGCGUCGGCAACGCCAUCCUCUGCCUCAUGGACCCGAGCGAUAUCGCGCUCAAUGUCGCCAAGAUGCUCAAAUACGCUGGCUGGCAGACUACCUGCGAUAUUGCGUUUGGCCUCUUCAUGGUCUCAUGGCUCGUCACGAGGCAUAUCCUUUACAUGAGGGUGGUAUGGAGCUGCAUCACCGACACGCUGAAGGUCAUGUCCUUCCGCCCAACCAACUACCUCACGGGAGACUACUUUACCAGGACAGCCUACUUUACGCUCAUCGGGCUCCUGUGCGCACUGCAGAUUAUCUUGUUGAUGUGGUUCUACAUGAUCUGCAGGGUAGCGUAUCGAGUGGUAACCAAGGCGGGCGCGGUCGACUCGAGGAGCGAUGCUGAGAGCAGCUACGAGGAUGACGAUCUGCAGAUGGUCGAGGCGGCGCAAGAGGCGGCGGCGAGGAAAGCAAGCUCGAUAGUAUCAUCGAAUGGCUCGGCCAAGAAGAGGUCCAAGCGCAAGUAG
Messenger RNA from Kalmanozyma brasiliensis GHG001, 1605 nucleotides. Its product is annotated as TRAM/LAG1/CLN8 homology domain protein. Gene Ontology annotation, molecular function: sphingosine N-acyltransferase activity. Lineage: Eukaryota; Fungi; Basidiomycota; Ustilaginomycetes; Ustilaginales. Gene Ontology annotation, biological process: ceramide biosynthetic process. The record is from RefSeq and is a predicted model, not a curated record. Bases 1 to 1605 code for a protein of 534 amino acids. Gene Ontology annotation, cellular component: membrane. The transcript has a single exon.